ACACACACACUUUCAUACAAGCACAGACACACUGUUCCAGCGUCAGGCAGUCAGUCUCUACUCCGACUGGCCAAGGCUGCCUCAGGCUAUCCAGCGCAACACUGAAAUAGACAGACAGGAAUACAGUCAUGAAACCAGACAUACACACACAAACAAUAGGGGAUCUACAGCUGUGUGAGGCGCCGAACACACCCUCAGACCAGACGAAGGGAAGCAGAGUGUGGGUGCGCGUGUUUCUUUGACCCGUGGCUGAAGAGGAUUUUCCUGGUGUGUGACGGCACACUACUUUUGUCAUCUCGCUUUCUCUACUUGAUGCGGUGGGAUUUCCUGACCCUGGAGUUCAACAGCUGACCCACGCAGGCUUAGAAUCAGCUUCCCUGAGUUGGAAACCUGCAACACGGCUAAAGGUGCUGAGCGGUGCUGGUACUUUGCUAGCCUUUCCUUGGACUAUUUUCUAAUUCAGGCAAAAAGUUACACCUUCUCAUGCUACAACUAUGAAACAACAGGCACAUUUUCUGCAGAGAUAGGCUACUUUGUCUGACACAGCAAAUAACCGACUGUCAUGGCUUAGCCUAAAAUAAUUGAAUCAGGAAAGCCAACGUCAACUUUGUCCAGUCUGUUUUCUUUGGUAAUAAGAGGUGGGAGCUAGUACUAUGGCUGGACAUUUAUUCUGUUGAUUUUCCAAUUUGAUUUGUUUCUUAUUUCUUUGGGCGCAACUAAAAGGAAAAACACAAUUGACGUUUUUUUGGUCGAUAUCCCCGGCUUUCGUGAACCACGCGUUGCCUUUUCGCGGGUUUCGCAUGCCCAUCAGUACCUCUGCCCACACAACUCGAGCCUCGCAGCUGAUAUUUCACCUCAGUCACUGACAGUCACAAGUGCCAAGACGUCGUAAUAAACCAGAGUUUGACAUGGAGGGAGAAAACUCCAUUUAAGCUCUACAGGAUAAAUCAUUCACAAGGACAUUAUUCAGCAGCCUAACAGGAUGAGGAUGCAGGGAGAGAAACUGUUGCUAGUUCUUCUUCUGCUGCUGGGUGCCUGUCUCCAGUGGGUCCAGUCUGGCAUGUCCUCCCGGCACCGUGAUUCACACCGACGCCCCAGAGAGCACCGGGACCAUCGGCAGCACCGGAACAUCACGCUGGCCAUCAUCCUACCACAGAGAAACACUGCCUACCCCUGGGCCUGGCCCCGUGUGGGUCCGGCUCUGGACCGAGCCAUCAACACCAUCAACGCUGACUCAGCUCUCCUCCGCGGCCACCACCUGGGUUACGUGUUUGAGAACAGCGAGAACGAAGAAGGCAUCUGCUCUGAGUCCAUCGCCCCACUCAUGGCUGUUGACCUCAAGUUCGCCCACGACCCUUGGGCUUUCAUUGGGCCGGGCUGCGACUACACCUCCUCCCCAGUGGGCCUCUUCACCACCCACUGGGACAUCCCCAUGGUAACGGCGGGCGCCCCAGCCGUGGGCUUCAACGGCAUCAACAUGUACCCGUCCAUCACCAACACGGGCCCCACGCACAAAAAGCUGGGAAAGUUCGGCCUCCAUAUCUGCAAGCACUUUGAGUGGAAGGAGCAGGUGCUGCUCAUGUUCAGUGAUAACAAGAAGGACGACCGACCGUGCUACUUCGCUGUGGAGGGCCUCUACACAGAGCUGCACUUGAACAACAUCACCUCGGUGGACCUGGUGUUUGAGGAGAACACUGGACCUGUCAACUACUCUGACCUGCUCCACAACAUCAAGCAAGAUGGCCGAGUGGUGUUUGUGUGUUGCUCUCCGGACACGUUCAGGCAGCUGAUGGUUCACUUCCGGCGGGCAGGCCUUCCUCAGGAGGAGUUUGUUUUCUUCUACAUUGACAUGUUUGGACACAGCCUGGACUCCCAGAAUGCUCAACCCUGGGCCAGAGGGGACCAAGACGACCUUGUCGCCAAGGAGGCCUUCCAGAGUGUGAAAAUCCUGACCUAUAGAGAACCCCAGAACCCUGAAUAUAAAGAUUUUGUGAGGGACCUGAAGACAGAUGCCAAGAGAAUGUUCAACUUUACGGUGGAGGACUCACUGAUGAACAUAAUCUCCGGAGGGUUCUACGAUGGGCUGAUGCUGUACACCCACGCCCUGAACGAGACCAUGACCUCUCCAGAGGACAGACCUGUGGGGAAAACCGUAACAAGGAGGAUGUGGAACCGCACCUACAACGGUGUAACAGGCCUGGUGCAGAUAGAUGAGAAUGGGGACAGAGAGACAGACUUCGCUCUCUGGGACAUGAAUGACACCAACACCAGUGUUUUCCAGAUUGUGUUGGUGUACAACGGCUCUCAGAAGAAGCUGAGGGCCUUGCCUGGGAUGGACAUCCAGUGGCCAGGGGGCGCUGCUCCUUUAGAUGUGCCCGUCUGUGGUUUCAAGAACGACAACCCAGCAUGCCUUGCACGAACCAUCACAAUCCACCAGAUGGUAACAAUUGUGGUGUUCUUCAUCAUUAUCAUCAUCCUCACCAUUACUGUCUUCAUAUACAGGAAGCUGAAGCUUGAAAAUGAGCUGGUGGCUCAGCUGUGGAGAGUCUCCUGGGAGGAUAUUCAGAUGAGCAACAUGGAGAAAGUGCUGCGAAGCGCAGGCAGCAAGCUCACUCUGUCCCUGAGGGGCUCCAACUACGGCUCCCUAUUAACAGGAGAUGGAAACUUUCAGGUGUUUGCCAAGACAGGCUACUACAAGGCAAAUAUUGUGGCCAUUAAAUACAUCAACAGAAAACGCAUUGAGCUCACCAGAAACGUGCUGUUUGAACUGAAACAUAUGCGUGAUAUUCAGAAUGAGCACCUGACCCGCUUCAUCGGAGCCUGCAUCGACCCACCCAACAUCUGCAUCAUCACAGAGUACUGUCCUCGGGGUAGCCUACAGGACAUCAUGGAAAACGAGAGCAUCACACUGGACUGGAUGUUCAGAUACUCUUUAAUCAAUGAUAUUGUCAAGGGCAUGGCUUUCCUCCACAACAGUGUCAUUGUCUCCCACGGCAACCUGAAGUCGUCCAACUGCGUGGUGGAUAACCGCUUUGUGCUGAAGAUCACCGACUACGGCCUGUCCAGCUUCCGCACCGAGAGCAACACAGACGACGCCCAUGCUUACUAUGCCCGGAAGCUGUGGAUGGCCCCAGAGCUGCUGAGGUUGGAGAGACCCCCUCCAUGUGGCACACAGAAGGGAGACGUCUACAGCUUUGGCAUCAUUCUCCAAGAGGUGGCGCUACGCCACGGAGCCUUCUAUCUGGAGGGAGAGCCGCUCAGCCCCAAAGAAAUCAUGGACCGGGUGGCUCUGGGUGAGUGGCCGUGCCUGCGGCCUGCUGUCAACCCUCAGAUCCACAGCCAGGAACUGGGCCAACUCAUGCAGCGCUGCUGGGCAGAGGAGCCCACCGAGAGGCCCGAGUUCAGCCACAUCAAACUGCUGCUACGCAAACAGAACAGGGAGUGCAGCACUAACAUCCUGGAUAACCUGCUGUCCCGUAUGGAGCAGUAUGCUAACAACCUGGAGGAGCUGGUGGAGGAGAGAACCCAGGCCUACCAUGAAGAGAAACGCAAGGCUGAGGCCCUGCUCUACCAGAUACUACCACAUUCAGUGGCUGAGCAGUUAAAGAGAGGGGAGACGGUACAGGCUGAGGCCUUUGAUUCAGUCACCAUCUACUUCAGUGACAUUGUAGGCUUCACAGCCAUAUCAGCUGAGAGCACACCUAUGCAGGUUGUGACCCUGCUCAAUGACCUCUACACCUGUUUCGAUGCCAUCAUUGACAACUUUGAUGUUUACAAGGUGGAGACCAUUGGUGAUGCCUACAUGGUGGUGUCCGGCCUGCCGGUGAGGAACGGGAAGCUACACGGCCGAGAGAUUGCCCGCAUGGCCCUGGCUCUGCUCAACGCCGUACGCACCUUCAAAAUCCAACACCGGCCUGACCAGCAGCUCAAACUACGCAUUGGCAUCCACAGCGGCCCUGUGUGUGCAGGAGUGGUGGGGCUGAAGAUGCCACGGUACUGUCUGUUUGGAGACACAGUCAACACCUCUUCACGACUGGAGUCCAAUGGUGAAGCGCUGAAGAUCCAUGUGUCUGCGGCCACACGUGACGUCCUGCAGGAGUUCAACUGCUUCCAGCUGGAGCUGAGAGGAGACGUGGAGAUGAAGGGGAAGGGGAAAAUGACCACCUACUGGCUACUGGGAGAGAGCAAGAACAACGAGUCAACGAGCUAAGGGGACGAGCCAAGGGAAGGAGGGAGGAAGGUCAUGAAUGAAGAAGUGGUGGAGGCAAACUUGAGCAAAUUAUGGGAACCACUGAUUUGAAGUGCUGGAGCAAGUAAUCAAAUGAAGAGGCCUGGUGAAUGAAUGAGGUGGGUGGGUGGGGGGGGGGGUAGAUGAGGAAGAGAACAAGGAAGGAGGAUGUGGAGAACUUUCUUCACUUCAGCCCUCUUGCACUCGAACAUCUAGAUUUUAAGGACAUAUAGAAAGCUACAUGUUCUGAGAGUGUGUGUGUGUGAUGUUCUGUGUAUACGUUUUUCCAGUUUUAUUUCCGUGUUGGAGGUUUUGGAUGCAACACUGAUGGUAUUUUAGAUUGGUUCAAAAAUUGGUUCACAAACAAACCUUUACAGGAGGUUGUGGAUAUUGCCACCUGGUGGUCACAUUAUGUAACUGUUUUUUUGAAUUCAUAUCUUUUAUGAGUACACAGUAUCCCACUGGGCACAGACGUCAGCUCAACAUCUAGUUGUGAUUUAAAUUUGGUUGAGUUGUCAACUAAUGUGAAUUCAAUGUGAAAUAAACAAUAAAUAUCACUAUGUCAUUGGAUUUAGGUUAAGAGUUGGGUGAAAAAAAUACAAAAUGCCCUUACGUUGAUUACUUUUUUACAAAUCCAAUCAGUUUUCCAUGUUUCCAACAUCAUCACAUACAUUUUCGGGGUUGAAAUGACAUAGAAAUUACGUUCAAACUUCUUUUACCCAGUGGGAUUUAUAAUUAGAUUAAUUUCCACUGUAGCCUUUGUGAUUAUGUAUCCCCAGACCCCAACCACAAUAACUGAGCCUACUCUGGAGUUAAAAUGACUUGUUUGAUAUGUGUGUGUGGGUGUGCGUGUGUCUAAUGUCUCAUCAGUGUAUAUGAUUUGUCAGUUUACAGUCAUAUUACGGUCUUAUUAUUUGGUAUAAUACAGAUGUUGUUUAUUUCUCAAUAGAUUACUUUUCUAUUGCCUAAAGGGCAAUUCACAGAAAUGCACUUAAGAUAAAGUCAAGCAUUCCACUUC
Messenger RNA from Oncorhynchus gorbuscha (pink salmon), 5246 nucleotides. RefSeq names its product atrial natriuretic peptide receptor 1-like. Gene Ontology annotation, molecular function: peptide receptor activity; guanylate cyclase activity; ATP binding. The transcript has 22 exons. Lineage: Eukaryota; Metazoa; Chordata; Actinopteri; Salmoniformes; Salmonidae. The coding region runs from base 983 to 4210 and encodes 1075 amino acids. Gene Ontology annotation, cellular component: membrane. The record is from RefSeq and is a predicted model, not a curated record. Gene Ontology annotation, biological process: receptor guanylyl cyclase signaling pathway; cGMP biosynthetic process; intracellular signal transduction.